Molecule: messenger RNA, 2260 nt
Organism: Exophiala viscosa
Lineage: Eukaryota; Fungi; Ascomycota; Eurotiomycetes; Chaetothyriales; Herpotrichiellaceae
Exons: 1
Coding region: 41-2245 (734 amino acids)
Cellular component (GO): mating projection tip
Source: RefSeq, a predicted model, not a curated record
GCGACUCUAAUUCAGACAAUUUCCUGCCGACUUCUCCACCAUGUCCGCCCCGUCAGCCUUCGCGGCUGGCCUUCCUCCAUCCAUGCCUGCCGGCAGCCAUGAGGUACAAGACUACUACUCCAAUCAAGGCCCACCUCGGUCGUUGCCACACACUGCACCAUCCAUCACACCCUACCUUGGCCUCCGGGCUCGUCUUUCACAAAUAUGGCUCAAUCGAUGGACCAUCCUCCUCCUACUUGUUCUUGCUCGCACCCUUAUCGCCGUUUCCGGGCUCAACAAUGAUCUGGCUUCAGCACGACGUGAAGCUCUCUCCGCAUGUUCAGACGUUGAAUCGAUGGGUUCCACCAUGGCAUCCAUGCCACAUUACAUGUCUCAAGGCUUGAAUGAGCUGGCUGCUACUGGCGUUGAGAAAUCGGUCAACGGUUUGAUGGAUAUGACGACUCUGAGUGUCACAGCGGUCGAAGAAAUUGUGGUGUUUGUGAUCGGGAUGAUGACAAACACCUAUCUCUGCCUCAUCACUUUUGCCGUCAGCGGAAGUCUGCACACAGUCAUCGGUACCCUCGAAUCUGCGCAAACUGCACUCAAUACCUUGACCAAAGGUGUUGGCAAUGACAUGUCUGGGGCGGUAAGCGAUUUUCAGUCCGCGUACAACACAUUUUUGGACGCUCUGAGCGGCUUUACGGCAUUCGGGAAAUCAAUCCCAACACCACCUCCGUUGAAUCUUUCCACGGAAGUGACCACACUCGAAGGCCUAAAGUUGCCAGCCAACCUUACUGCCGAUCUGCAAACCCUCAACAAUUCAAUCCCCACAUUUGCCCAAGUCAAGAAUUUUACAGAAGGCGUCAUCCGACUUCCCUUUGAAGAAGUCAAGCAGCUGAUCAAUGGAUCUUUGGGAAACUACACAUUCAACCGGUCGUUGUUUCCUGUGCCGCAGAAAGAGCAACUCACCUUCUGCAGCGACAAUGACGGGAUCAAUGACUUUUUCGACGACCUGGUCCACCUGGCUGACAUCGCACGGAAAGCCUUCAUUGGAGUCCUCCUAAUUUUGGCCAUCCUGGCCACGAUUCCGAUGGCAUGGCGCGAGAUCAGACGAUAUCGAAAAAUGCAAGAACGCAGUCAGCUUGUCAAUUCUGAUGCGCGCGAUCCCAUGGAUGUGGUUUACAUUGUCAGCCGACCGUACACCGCCUCUGCUGGACUCAGAUUGUCUCAUCGGUAUGAGUCGCAGCGCAAAAAGAGCCUGAUCCGUUGGGUCGUUGCGUAUGCCACAACUGAUGCUGCAUUAUUCGUCCUUGCUCUAGCUUUGACCGGUCUGUUCUCCUGCGCUUGUCAGGCUAUCCUCCUCCGAUCCAUCGAAAAGGAAGUCCCCAACCUAACCAAUGAAGUCAGCUCGUUCUCCGACAAGGUCGUGGCGUCACUCAACAAUGCUUCGGAGCAAUGGGCCGUCGGUACAAAUGCGGCCAUUGCCUCCGUCAGCCACGACAUCAAUCAGAAUAUGCUGGGUUGGGUCAAUACCACCACGACUGCAGUCAAUGAUACACUCAAUGCAUUCGUGGACCAGACUACAGAUGUGCUCAACACUACUUUCGGUGGCACGCCUCUGUACGAGCCAAUCAUGGAAGUUCUGAACUGUCUGCUAUUAUUGAAGAUUGCAGGCAUUGAGAAUGGCUUGACCUGGGUUCAAGACAAUGCGCACGUCGACUUCCCCAGUCUGCCGAACGAUACUUUCACCUUAGGUGCCGCCUCUAGUCUCGCCUCAAGUAAUCCCGAUGACUCGUUCCUUGCGAGUCCCGGAGAUGCUGCGAGCGAUCAGAUCUCAAGCGCCGUGGCCAGAGUGGUCAAUGAGCUGGAGGAGACCAUCCGCACCGAAGCACUUGUCUCAACUGUCCUUUUGCUCAUCUGGAUCCUCGUCGUGUUGAUCGGCGUUAUCCGCGCAUUGACACACUGGGCGAGACGAGAAAAGGUCAGAGGUGACGGUGGUGUUGCUCCAGCGUUCGCUUCCUCGACUAUGCCAAACAUGGACUUUCGCUCGGACGACCAGGAUCGGUAUAUGGUGAAUGUGCCAUUGGACAAUGUCAACACUAGCAGGCCAAUGUCGCCUGCACCACGGUAUACGCCUGCUAAAGAGGUCGAAGUUCUGGUCGAAGAGCAACCAGACUCCAAGCUAGGGCACGUUGAUCGUCGAGUGUACCAAGAGACACCAUCAGCAGUUGACAGCAAGCGGGGAAGUACUUGGAAAGGGGAUUGAAGAUACAUCUCAUCA